Messenger RNA from Equus quagga, 3141 nucleotides. Its product is annotated as protein CDV3 homolog. NCBI's taxonomy places the organism in Eukaryota, Metazoa, Chordata, Mammalia, Perissodactyla, Equidae. Gene Ontology annotation, cellular component: cytoplasm. The record is from RefSeq and is a predicted model, not a curated record.
AUGGAUAAAGUUGCACACUUGGCAGAUGCAGGGUAUAAGCUCCUGUCAAAAAGCACUGUCGCCGGAGCCUCUGGCCUGCGCGAUCCUCUGUCCCUCCGGCUGCAGGGCGGGCGGGAUCCUGCCCCGCGGGGGCGGCGGCGGCCGCCGCAGCGCGCGAGGCCCCUGCAAACCGCACCACUGCCCGCCCCGCCGCCCGCCUCCACCCCAAGCUCCGAGCCCCGGGGGCCGUGCCCGCCGCCCGCCCCACCCAGGCGGCCCGAGGAGGCUGCAGCCGUGGCCGAGACGGAGGAGCGGAGCCUGGACGAUUUCUUCACCAAAAGGGACAAAAAGAAGGAGCGGAGCAGCCCGGCGGCGCCGGGGGAGCAGCGGAGCCGCGAGGCGCGGCGGGCGGCGGGAGCUGUGGGCUGCGGGGCCUCCACCAAGGCCGUAACGAAGGAGGAAGAUGAGUGGAAAGAAUUUGAGCAAAAAGAAGUUGAUUACAGCCGCCUGAGAGUUCAGGCAAUGCCAAUAUGUGAAAAGGAAGAAGAGGAUAAUGAAAAGAGAGAAGGCCCAGGUGAUAAGUGGGAAGGAGGUGGAGGUGGUGGUGUAGAAAAAUCUUCAGGUCCCUGCAAUAAAACAGCUCCAGGGCAAGCACCUCUUGCUCCAGGAACUGUUACAGAAACCCCCGAACCGGCAACAACUAGUGAUGUGUAUAGGCAUCCCGGGGCGAGAUUAACCACAACAAGGGAAAAAACACAAGGACCACCAGAAAUAGACAGCGACACACAGUUCCCAUCCCUGCAACCCACUGCCAAGCAUGUGGGGAGCUGGAAGGAUAAAGAGAUGGAGAAGAGCUCUGAAGUAGUCAGACACGGAAUGAGACGUAGGGAUGAGCUUUCAAAAAGCCAGGCCCUUAAACUGCAGCUAGACAACCGAUGUGCUGUGCUGGAAGGUCAGAGAAGCGGCCGCGCACAGUCCAGUUAAGGAAUGGCCUGUGCUAACCCUGCUAAGAUAACCGGACCACGGCUAACCACCAGGAACAGCCGUCCUCAGCCCAUCUCUGCUGGCUCUACACCUGAGGCAGACCACUCACUGUAAGUGACUGGCCCUUCUGUGCUGGAAGUUUACUGCUCUCUAUGUGUAUCGGAUUUAGGGGGAUUUUCCUCGCUAUAGAAAUGUGUGACCUAGAUUCAACAGUGUUCUUUCAUAAUUACUCUGCAAAUACAAAACAAAAACUGCAGCCACUGGUCAUUGCAAAAUCUUUUUGUGUUCGGAUACAGAGCCUUGGUAAGCGCUGACUCCCUAGGUUUGCUGGCACUCGUGGACUUUGUGUGGAUCACAACUUCUGGAUGCGAAGGUUACAGCUAUUAAGUGUCGAUGUGAAACUUGAAACCAGCUCUACUGGAUUCGUAUCAGAAAUCCUGCAGAAAGUCAGCCAUUGGGCUUCUGAUCUGCUGUAAAAGAGGAAGAUUUAAGUGACCUUAAUUAACCUGUGCCCCACCCUCCAGGAGCGUUCUGUCGUGGGCUCUGGCUGUAUUAGACUUCCGGAACGUACGGCUUGCAAAAGAACCAAGGUGUUCAGAUAAUCUGUAUAGGGUUGUAAUUUAUAAUUUAAACUUUGAGUUGUAUUCUGAGGUAACCACAAAUUAAAUGCAACCAAACUUGGGUCCACCAAGUGGGAAAGGGCAGAAUCUUGUUUCUUUUAGUAAUUUUUUAUUUGGGUAGUGCUUUUUCUGUGUUCCACAUAAAGGCCUUGUUUUUGCUUUGACUUGGAAUGAGUCCUUUGACAGAGCAUGUUGCUUGGUUAGGUAAGUAACCUGAAAUAUGCAUUAGAAUUGUGAAAUGUUUCGUGAAUUUGCCCCCUAGAGUGGAACCAAAUAGCCUUUGGUAUAAAGGGCAGUGGAUGCAGCGGGCUCUACUUCAGGUGCUGCCAAAGCCUUCGUGAUCAGGUCAAAAUGGUAGAGUGGACUGCUGUGGAACAAGCGUGGCUUCACGCCGGCCGAGGGAUUCACUGCCCUGUCCUUAAAAAUUCAGAGCAACGCAAGCAGAAUCUCAACCUAAACCCCACUUAAGUGUCAUGGAUCUUGUCUGAUCUUUGCCAAGAAUUCCAGAUACUUGUGCCCAGAUUUUUCAGGUGUUGAACAUUCCGUACGUGCAGUGAUUGUCCCACCUUAGCUCUGUUAUCAGCCUUCUGGUGUGUCUUUACGUUGUUCAUUUGGAGAGUCAGGGACAAAAGACAGGUGAGGUAGCACUUCUGUUUUUCAUAAUUACAGCUUAAACUAUCCAGUAGUUUUUAGCCCUUGAAAGGGACUGCAGGAAGCUACCCAGGAUUCCUGAAAGGUCUUUCCAUCUAAUGAGUUAGUCUGGUCAUUUCCUAGUUUUGUGUCUUUGGUUCAAUAGAAGUAUUUCAAAGUGCUGUGUGACCACUUGGUGCAGAGUCGGGGUUUCUCUAUGAUAAAUCCCUUUGCCAAAUGCCAGAGUUGCAGACUUGCUACUGGUGAGAGUGAAGCGAAUGGGUGAGUAAAACUCUCCUGCUGGGGGAGCAUUUCCCUGUAGGAGUUCAGUCUUGAUGAAAGUGUCCAUGCGGGACUAGGCCUCCUCGGAGGGUCACAGUAUCUCCUGGCGGGACCUGCCACCCAUAGCUGGGCAGUCAUGGUGGUGUUCUCUGAGGUGACAGGAAGACGGCUGCCCUCCGACAUGGGUGAGCAGCUGAACCAGCCAAGGAGAGGUUGGCUGAGUAAGUGAGAAGUGAGCGAUUCUUGGUUAAAGUGAAGACUUCAUUUGGGAACCAAAAUCUUAAACAAUCUCUUGGACCUUGAGCCAUGUGUUUCCCCAGAAAAGUAUGUAUUUUUUUCUAGCGAAAUUUUGUUAGGGGUUGUGUUAUUGAAGAAUGAACUGAGUUCAAUAUGUGGAACUGGUAUUUAACGGUAUACUGUUCCAGAAAUCUGAAGACCUUCAGGAGAUUUAAAAUUCUAACUCGUUAUAACUUUUUAAAAGAUUGUGAAAUUAUCAAAAUGCACAUGAAUCAAGUUUUAAUAUACUGUAUGAUGGGUGGAUGAGGCUGUCCAUUGUACCAUUUCUUUCUUUGAAUUCUCAGGCAUGGUUUGGCAGUGCAAGAACUCUGUAACAUUAACGAAUUCAAUAAAAAAUAAAUAUAUGGAA